This is a messenger RNA of Echinococcus granulosus, 6312 nucleotides long. Its product is annotated as Mediator of RNA polymerase II transcription subunit. The record is from RefSeq and is a predicted model, not a curated record. Gene Ontology annotation, molecular function: transcription coregulator activity. The coding region runs from base 1 to 6312 and encodes 2103 amino acids. NCBI's taxonomy places the organism in Eukaryota, Metazoa, Platyhelminthes, Cestoda, Cyclophyllidea, Taeniidae. Gene Ontology annotation, cellular component: mediator complex. The transcript has 21 exons. Gene Ontology annotation, biological process: regulation of transcription by RNA polymerase II.
AUGACUGACCAGUAUCCUAGGUUGGACGGCAGAUCUUUGGAGGAUAGUCACACGAAUAUUUUUGCACUUACGGAUCUUAGUGGGAUACACUAUCGUGUUUAUAGGCCAAAAGACGAUAGAAAUUAUUCGGUAUAUGAUGAUCCUUUACUUUCGGCGUACAAUAACUGUUUGCGGGAAAAUUUGAUGUGCGCUUGGGUCCGACGAAAACGUGCUAGUACAGAACCACACAAACCGGACAUUUUCUCAAACUUUUCGAAGGAACUCUGGGUCUUUUGGUACGGAAGUGAUGACCCAUGUACAAGAUCGAGAGAUCGUCUUAUUUCUUCCGAUUUGGAGGAAAGUUCAUCGGGAAAUUGGGGUAAUGGGCUCACCUAUGAAACGCGCUGUGUUCUGUUCAAGGCAUUGCACAAUGUGAUAGAAAGGUACCUUUUGAAAAAAGGGUAUGUUCGUUUGGGGAAAUGGUUUCUUCAGCCUUGUAACAGCCAGUCGAUUCGUGAUAAAACCCAAUAUAGCAUCAACUUUUCAUUUUUUCUACACGGUGAAAGCACUGUUUGUGCCAGUUUGGAUAUUCGACGCUUUCCCAAAUUUAAAUCUCUCACGUCUCGAAUAUUGUCAUUUUGUGAGAAAUCUGGAGGUCGAUUUAAUGUUGUGUUGGCCCCUUACGGAAUCACUGCUCAUCUCGUUGUCCCGUCUCACGCUUACACGAACGACGGAUUCGUUGAUAAGGAAUUGGAAUCUUGGAAACGCUUUUUUCCGAUGCGGUCUCCCGGGGAGAACUAUAGCCAUCCGAACUCUAGUGCUCAUCGCAACUCCUUUUACCUGGACUUCUUAACACCGAACAAAUCGUCUCCCGCUCAACAACAGCCGCAGGGUUCCAGAUCGGAUGUUUUUUCGAAAAGAUCCUCAGCUGGUUCUACUGAACAGCUUCCAGAGUUUGUUAAUGUUCUCAUUGCUGAGGAUAAGCUCACGUCCCUGACGGAGCAUUUGCAGGAUGGUUCAGACAGGCGGUUGACACUGCCGCUCAAAUCCAGACAGUUUACCUCUGAAUCGUACGGUUUUCCGCAUCCUCGACUUCCGCUAAGGCAACUGCCCAGCACCAAACGACGACUCUACUUGGCCACUAGAGCACUUCAACGAGCAUUGCGAUUCGAAAGAUCUCUUUUACCUGAACUAGACUGUCUUCACAUAAGGUCUCGGCUUCUUACUCAGGCCACGGUUGAUGACACCGUCUUUAAAACUAACCCAGAGGCUAAGAGUCCGCAAAUCCUCCUACCACUGCAUCGGCGUUCUGGCUCCGUAUCACGAAUGCUUUGCCCCUUUAUUUCUGAAAUCGAUACGUCUUUGGGGAACGGCGGUGGUAGCAGUAGUGAUGCGCCUCUUUCAGGACUAAGACGUCAACCUUCCUCAACCGAUCCCCUGAUGCCAAAAUUGAGUCCACAGCCCUAUAACGCAGUCACAUUUGGUGUUGGAGGUGUAUCAACUGCAGUCAGUGACAGUCAUUCCGCCUCAGUUGGUGCUGCUGUGGCCGUUUCGAGUCUUCAGGCAGCUCAUCAUGUGGGUGCGGUGAAACCAACAUACUUAUUUAACUCCCAGCUGAUGAACCCAAAGGAGAGUGGCUCUACUCAUUCAAAGCCUAAACCUAUGGAUUGGGAUGAGACACACGUUUCCCCUAUUACUUCUAAGCUUCCCCGGUGCGUGGUGCGAAUCCCUCAGGCUCCUACGCAACAGGCGAAACCUCUCCUGCCUUUGACUGUGAAGUCCGAAGCAAGAGGCAGUGAGACGUCGUGGCUCGCCAGACAGGUGGUUUACCAAUGUCGUCGACCUCCCAUAAUCCACUUGAGUUACCUAGACCAAGUAAAUUUUCUUGAACACUCCUCCACCUCUUUUGGCGAUGAAUUUAUACGUCAGCCAAGGCAUCACUGUCACUCGCAAAUGCCAAGUGGUCAUCAGUAUGGGGGCACCAUUGGUGUCAUUAUGGACGCGUACGGUCUCAAUAACGACUCCCAAGUUUUCCAACAACAGCGGCACCAUUUUUAUCGAGCCUUUCACCCCUGCUACAAACAGGACCAGCCUUACUCAACCAAAGAUUUAGAUAUCUACACUCAUGACUCUCAUGUUCUUGAGAGCUUUCAUCACACACUGGAAGAGGAACUCUACGGACCAAAUUUCAAACCAGAGGGUCCCUUGAAGGGUUCUUGUCCGAUGCGUAACCAAAUGCGCCAUACUAGCGGUCGGAAUCUCCUGAACUCGAGCGGCUUGGGUAAUCUAGGUCCUGCGGAGUUGGCUGUCAUGUACCCCACGCCGUCCUCUCUCGAAACAACCCUCUCGGUGGGCAGUGGUGGUCCCUGUCAGCCCAGCCCAACUGAGGUCAAGCCACUGCUGUUGCAUCCCGGUGAGACGCACUUCUCGUAUCAAGAAGAGGCACAUCUGUGCCAAAACCAAAGUCUCACCAAUGCCAUCGUCCAGUCCAUCUUGCAUAAUGCGCGGCCUCUCUUCGACCAGGAAAUUGUUUGUUUCCAUCGGGAAUGGCAGUUCAUGUGUCCACCUUCGGUGCAAAUCCCAUUUUCGGCUAAGUUCAAACUCACACCGGAGGAGUUGCACCAAUAUAGGGAGGUGGACAUGACUUUGCGGCCCACUCUGGGCUUUGAGCCUGCUUCUGGACCGACGAAUGGGCAGUACGAUGGCCUUUUUCUGCACCUACCUCGCCGCCUACUCCAUCCCCUCUCAUCCUCCCAUCCUCCACAGCGCCCUAAUUCUCACUCUUCUCGAGGUCACAGUCAGGCCGAUUAUGUUGCACUCGCUACCGAGCCCGAUUCCAACAAUUUUGAUCUCGAUGAAUUACGUGGCAGUGAUGCUCUCAAAGUCAACAUCAUCCUCUCCGAUUCUCUCCUCAACCUUUUCAAAGACCACAACUUCGACUCCUGCAACAUCUGUGAGUGUGCCACCUCUAUACUGGGCAUGGAAAUCGACGUCUACGUGUCUACGCCCAGCCCUGCUCCCACACGCUCAUGCAAUUGCGGUUUUUCUGCCUUGGUUAAUCGGAAAUUCGCUCUGGCGGGAAAUCUAUUUUGGGAGGAUGAGGUAGAAGUGGCAAGUCUGUCAAUCGCCAGUGUAGACGUCGCGAAACUUCGUCCUCGAAAACCCCCGCCUUCACGUGCCACGGCCACCACGUAUAUACCCGUUCUCACCCAAUGGAUGCGCGGUUCGUUUGAAGAGUUUGGCGUUCGUUUCCUUGUCGAGUGGCUCCAAAACGUUGACAAUGCGACGACGUCCACUGAGGUGCGUCAGGGAACUGUCGAGAAGGGUGCUCUCUAUGACUAUAAUGAUUUAUGUGCUCUAACUGCAUCUGCAUUGGAGCAGAGUGCCUGUGAUCUCUCUUCACUGACCGAGAAGAUGGUGGGGGAUUACAGCCUGAGAGGGAAUGUGGCGGCUAGACAUCUUCGGCUAGAUGAAGCAACUCGUAAGGAGGGUGUCGGUUUCCACCCUGCCGUGUUCCGCCAGUUUCCAUCCGAUUUGCCCUCCAAUAAGAAUGAUCAAAUUCGUUUACUCGGGGUAUGUACCAGUUCGCAAGUACUAUAUGCUGAGUUUGCUUUUCAGAGCGUUCGACUGUGGUUGCAAGAGGCAAUCGAUCAGUUGGAGUCCACCUACAAAGUUGAGGGACCGCUCACCUGGAAAGCUUUCCACCAACUUGCUGGACGUGGGCACAGCGAAUCCUCUAAGGCUCAGCCGAUUCCGCAAUUUCGAGUUGGUGGUGGCUUGAAAAAUGGGAAUACCAAUGUUCUAAUUUCUCCCUUUAGCGUUCGUGACUGGGACCAUCUUUCACUGGCGCCUCUAUCGCGAUCCAAGCGUGUGGCCUUCGCUGUGGUCUUGCCCUCAUGGCAGAGUCAUGGGGUUAGCUCUGUUGGACUUGAAGACGAAAACGAUCUCUCGUCCGGAUUUUCUCCCAUCAAUGCGCGUCAAUCACGUCGUCGCCAGCAGUCGGGCGGUGGCGGGGCUCAUCCGACGGACGCGCUUCUCUUCAGUCUGCAUCGCUAUAAGUCGGGGGCCCUCCAUGCUGUGCGGAAAGCGCUCUCAGAGCGCGGCGUUGCCCUCCCUGACGGCUCUUGCUCGUCGCUUUUGGCACCCUUCGCGGGUAUCCAGGACAUGCCCCCCUCUACACCCCCCGUCAUCCUCUCUAAAAUCAGCCCUCUCAAUGGACAAGGUCCUCUCACAACGGCUUUUGAUCCCAAUGCCGACUCCCAAUACGAUGUCACUCUGGUAAUCUAUCUCGUCGAUCCUUUCACUCAGCUUUUUGACAUGGGCGAUGAGUCACGAAACGUAACGACCCGAUGCCUGGCAGAGACAGCGGGCCGGAUGACCGCCCAACUGCCGAUGUCUUGGCGUCAGCGUGUGUCUGUGCAGCUGUUACCUAUGUCACACGUCGUCUCGCCUCGCUGUGGUGUCAUUGGUCGUGAGGACGCGGGAGAUGCUGGCUUGUUGUCUCACAUCAAAUCCAUGGCCUUUGCCAUUUACACCUCCAUCGAUCGUGUCGUUUCGCCCUCUUUGAUCAACGCCAACCGAACCCUCACAGGAAUGGGUCCUGCUGCUGACAAGGAGGUCAUCUCUGCUAACUUUCAGAAGGAUCACAUUCACCGCGUAUACGCUCCGGCUUACACCCUGGCGCAGGCACACGAUCUUUGGGGCCAGUGGGACGUGCAUCCUGCUGAGCCCUUGCAACCCUCCUCUGUGCUUUUCGUCUCAUACUGUCUCUCAGAAGAUCUUCAGUGGCUUCUAGCCACUUGCACGGAUCAGUAUGGCACCCUGGCGCAGCAAACCUUUAUCAACAUCGGGGCUCCUGAAUCCAUGUCCGCACCCUCAGGGCAAUCUGCAGCUGGCGUGGGGGCAGACGGAUCCCAUAUCUCGACACGUCGUCUGGCGUUGGCACGACUCUGGGACUUCAUCAUUUCCGUAAUCACCACCACCUCCAAUCCCUGGCGCUUGGUUGUCGGGCGACUCGGACGUCUGGGACAUGGGGAGCUUAAAGGCUGGUGUGGAUUGUUGAGUCGCAAAAAUCUCCAGAACGUGAAUCGUUCCCUGCGCGCUAACUGUGCCUUAUGCAAUGUGGUAACUUUGACCCCUGCCACCUUGAGCAAUACCGGCCCGAUUUACCGUGGCAAAUCAACUGCCACUACUAGCCUAACCGCGGACUCUCGCGUACCCAGCACGUGUGCUCACGAGACGCCCUCGUUAAUUUCCGCCUGCCUCGUCUCUACUGAGCCCCAGUCCACCUUCCGCCUCUUCCCUGGCUCCGACCUUAAUGCUGGCGAUCUUGGUGGCUUCAGUAGUCACGGCAUUGGUGGUCAUGGCGGCGGCGGGGGUGGUGGUGGUGGUGGCGGAGGGGGCGGUGGUGGUAGCACCUCAGUUUCGGGUGGGGGCGCUGGCGUGGCCGGAGGACCUGCUGGUCAGGCGUUCGUUGGACCCUUUGCUAACGGUGUCAUUUCUGCCGCCGGCUAUGCUCCCAGCACUACUCACAUUCUCGUCUUUCCCACCAGCACCUCUGCUCAGGCUCAGUCCGAACAAGACGAUAUCAAUUUUACCGAAAUAUUCAGCGAGUUUUAUGAAGACUUGGACGAUCAUACAGCGGUAGGCAUGCCCAGUUUGGAUACUUUAACCACACCGACCAGUGCGGGACCGGGGUGCAAUCUGGCCAACGUGGUGGCAGGCGUGGUUGGAGGCGGUGGGCCCUGCACAGGGGUUUCCCAGGAUCCCAACGGAGUAGGUACCGGUCAACUGAUGCCUAUGGCGCGAAGUGGCAUACCUGCGGAACCCAACACGCACGGUAUGACCUACGAAGUUGCCUGUCGUGAACGUGCCAAGUACUUUCUUCUUGAUGCCCUUCUCCCGUUCGGUGUCCCCGAUCCUCAGUCGGAAAAGCCCAGCCUGAUGCAGCAGCCACUGGCUCUGGGUUAUUACGUCUCCACAGCACCAGUAGGCCCUCUUCCUGCAUGGUUUUGGGCGGCCUGUCAGCAAACUCGUCGUAACAAUCCAGUGUGCUUGAAGUCCUCUCUGCAUCUGCACUGCACCCUGGUGGGGGUAGAUGAUGAUGCAGCGGCCAACGGGGGCCAACAGUGCCCCUCCUCCAACUCUGCCACGGCGGGGGGUCAUCUGCUUGACUCAAGUGUCACCUGUGAUGUGCUGCGUUUUGUUCUUGAGUGUUACAACGCCCUCUCCUGGCUCUCCUACGACCCUUGCAUCAACGAUCGGCGAUCAUGCCUGCCCGUUCACAUACUCUCACUGGCUCAGCUCUACCAGGCCGCCAAGGCCUUUGUAUGA